AUGACCGUCGCAGUCGACUCCGGCUCAACGUCGGCCACCAUGGCUGCAGCUUCCGUUUCGGACGACAGCGCCGCGUCCAACGGCGCGAUAGAGCCGCCUGAUUCCGUGCAAGCCGUAUCUGCAGGUCUGUGCAGCCUUGCCAUCUCCAGCGCCCACACCUCUCCGUCCAAACCUCGACACUCUGCGUCAAGUCCAGCACCGGCGCCUGCCCUGGGCGCCUCGUAUCCACCCCCCACUUCCGCUUCCGCAUCUCGGCUCGCCGACCGUCUCCACCACCCUUCCUCUGGUCAUCACCCAACCGGCAGCUCCUACUCCACCAGCCCCGCCAGUCGACAUGGCCGCCACUUUGCCAUGACCAACUCGGCAUCCGUCGACUCCAACCUCAGUUACGACGGUCUUUAUCCCGUGCCCGCGAGUCCGAGCAUGAGCGAGGCGCUCACCGACAGCCCGGGCAGCGUCUCCAGCAUCAACAGCUUCCGACGUGGCGACCUUGCAGACAUCGAGGACCUCGACCUCGAGCCCGAGCUCGAGACCGUGAGCGAGUGCGACGAGGAGUCGAGCAGCCUCUGCUCGCUUGACAUUGGUGUCGACCUCGACUCGGAUUCGGAGCGCGCAAGCUCUCACGGCGGCGACGCCGAGUCCCUGUCCAACGCCGGCUUCCCGCUCGGCCUCGCCUCGUCCCAUUCCGCCCGCCAUACGCCGCAUCGACCCGCCUCGCACGGCACGGCCGCCUCCGACUACGCGCGUCGCAAGCGCAGCGAGUGGCUCCUCCACAACUACGCCAACAAGAUCGCCGCUCGCCGUCCCCGCCGCAUCAAGAAGGGCCGCAUCACCGAGAUCGUCGAAGAGGGCGGCGAGUGCAUCAACACCACCGUCAUGCCCAAGCAGUCUCUCGCUUCCAGCCCUUCAGACUGGUCUUGCGAUGUUUCAGGCCCUCCGCUUGCCCCUCCACGCAGUGUCAGCCCUUCCGAUACCGUCCCCGCUGUCCCUUCUCCGCUCUGCUCGUGCGUUAGCGCAGAUGCCAACCCGGCUCCGACGGGCCUCGAAGCGAGUGUCGAGACCAUCAAGUCGGACCCCACUGCAACACAUCUGGCCCUACCGGCAGCGGAGGGCGCUGCUGCACAUGCAUCGGCGAUGCCUCCCUUUGCCGAAGGGCGUUUGGCACCUUCGAGUGUCGAUCAGAUCGACGACGGUUCGAUCGAGACCGCCUCACAAGCGUCGCCGCCGCGUCUUUCCCGCACCUCCAGCCGACGCAACUCUUCGCCUGUCAAGCUUCGGCCCUGCUUCCGCCGGCAGCCCUCACAACAGUCGGCUGCCUCGACGCGCGAGUCGUCGUGCGAGCGCGACCCACCUCGCGGUCGCUCCGUGCGUUUCAGCAGCAGGCCGCCGCAGGAGCUGCGCACACACAGCCCCGUCGAGUACGACCGCAAGAGCUGCCCCGUCAACAAUCGACUCAGCCCGGCGGACGUGGAGGAGCUGCGCACCAUGAAGAUGGAGAUGGGCCUCUUGGAGGCAAGAUGGGCUGCCGUCGCCGCUUGCAAGCCCAAGAAGGUCGCAGGCACCGAAGGCACCACCAAGCCCGAAAACUACAACGCCUACAACGCCGGCAUCGCUGCCAUGAGCGCUUCGCGCGAGCGCACCCCAGCUUGCGGCGCCGAGUCCGAUUCGACGCUUGGACCUGGCUCGCUCGGAAGCGCGGCGGCUCGCUUGCGCCAGCAGAAGGAGCGAGAGCGUCUACAGGAGCGUCAACGCAAUCUGCCUCACUACCUACGCAAUCGCUCCAGCACGGUCUCGAGCCCCGCCGAGUCGCUCUCGUCCGAGGCAUUAUCCAUCCGCAGCAAGUUUGGCCACGCGCCUCCGCCCCCGCUGCCAGGCACGCCGGCUGCUCGCGCCGCAUCCAUGUCGCCGAGUCGCUCGACCUCGGUACCUCCCGGCCAGCGUCUGGGCUUGGAGCCCGGUUCGGCUCCGCGUCGUCUCAGCUGCCAGUCGAUUCCCAGCUCGCAUCGCCCCGAAAUUCCCGUGCUCACGCAGACCAGCCCUUCGCCGCCACUGUCACCACUGCAUCCGCGCACCAACUUUGAUGCUGCACAGGCCGAUGCAUCGAAAGCAGCUGAUCGAUCGGAAUCGCGGCGGCUCUCGGCCACGUCGCUGCCGGAACGCGGCAGGUCGACUUUGUGUGCCACGCCAGGAUCGGCUUCGCCGUGGUCGAAUGGACCGGCCUCGGCCACCUCGUCGAUCUUUUCGAGCACGUACUUUCCCAGCGCGCCGCCCACGCCUUGCGCCAGCUAUCCCGGUGGCAAUGGCUACGACAGCCCCGCCUCGGAGUUCUACGAAAGUGGCAGCGAAUACGACAUGGUGUGCUGA
Moesziomyces aphidis is the source of this 2364-nucleotide messenger RNA. The record is from the annotation of a GenBank genome assembly. NCBI's taxonomy places the organism in Eukaryota, Fungi, Basidiomycota, Ustilaginomycetes, Ustilaginales, Ustilaginaceae.